AUGAAAAUGAUGAAUGGUAAACCAGUCGAUGUAGAUAACAGUUGUAUUGUUCCUUACUCUCCACUUGUUUCAAAAAUAAUGAAAGCACAUAUCAAUCUUGAAUCAUGUAGUUCAGUCGUUGCAAUAAAAUACAUAUUAAAAUACAUUCACAAAGGGAGUGAUCAAGCAAUGUUUACAAUCAAAAAUAAAAAAGAUGAAAUUGAAGAAUAUCAAUCUGGAAGAUACAUAAAUAGUAAUGAAGCAAUAUGGCGAAUUUUAGGUUUCCCAAUUCAUGAUCGAUAUCCAUCUAUAAUUCAUCUUAGCGUACACCUUGAAAAUGGACAACUUGUUUACUUCUCAGUUGAAAAUAUAAAAAAAAAAUCUCAACAACCACCAGAAACCACAUUAACCGCCUUUUUUAAAUAA
This is a messenger RNA of Macrosiphum euphorbiae (potato aphid), 405 nucleotides long. The record is from the annotation of a GenBank genome assembly. NCBI's taxonomy places the organism in Eukaryota, Metazoa, Arthropoda, Insecta, Hemiptera, Aphididae.